Camelina sativa (false flax) is the source of this 542-nucleotide messenger RNA. The record is from RefSeq and is a predicted model, not a curated record. Lineage: Eukaryota; Viridiplantae; Streptophyta; Magnoliopsida; Brassicales; Brassicaceae.
UGUACAGUGAUGUAAUGAGGACAAAUCCAAAGAGUUGGUGUAGGGCAUUCCACAAGGUUGGUAAUUACUGCGAAGAUGUCGACAAUAACUCGACAGAGUCUUUUAACAGCUCCAUCAACAAGGCAAGAGAGAAGCCUUUUGUUGCCAUGUUAGAGACAAUAAGACGACUGGCCAUGGUGCGAAUUGCAAAGAGGUCUGCCAUAUCUAAUUCUCACACAGGGAUCUGUACUCCAUAUGUUGUUAAGUUUCUUGCGGCUGAGCACAAAGCAGCAUCUACGGCUAAGGUAUCAACAAGCACAAAUGGGACCUUCGAAGUCAAAGUCAGUGGAGACACUCACCGUGUUUGUCUAAAGAAGAUGACUUGUACGUGUCAGAAGUGGCAAAUAUGUGGCAUCCCAUAUGUCGACAAUAACUCGACAGAGUCUUUUAACAGCUCCAUCAACAAGGCAAGAGAGAAGCCUUUUGUUGCCAUGUUAGAGACAAUAAGACGACUGGACAUGGUGCGAAUUGCAAAGAGGGAUCUGUACUCCAUAUGUUGUUAA